AUGACUAGCAUGUAUUUUGUUAGUUUGGUGGUGUGUUUCCUUGCUGUUUCGUGUCUUACAUGGGCAGACUACGCCCCUGACGAGGUAACCGAACUACCGGGAAUGUCGUUUAAACCAAACUACCGGCAAUGGUCGGGCUAUUUGAAAGCCAGCCCUGGAAAGUUUCUCCAUUACUGGUUUGUGACCUCACAGAGGGACCCACUGAAGGACCCUGUUGUGCUGUGGCUGAACGGAGGGCCAGGCUGCAGCUCGCUGGACGGCUUUCUGUCAGAGAAUGGCCCCUUCCAUGUGAAUGAUGAUGGGGCCACUCUGUAUGAGAAUAAGUUCAGCUGGAACAGGAUCGCCAACGUUCUAUACCUAGAGUCCCCUGCAGGUGUGGGAUACUCCUACUCUGACAACCAAAAGUACAAAACUGACGACGACCAGGUGGCUGAUGACAACUACCUAGCUCUGCAGAGUUUCUUUGCCAAGUUUCCAAACUUCACACAGAAUGAGUUCUUCAUCAUCGGUGAGAGUUAUGGUGGGAUCUAUGCCCCGACACUCAGCCAGCGUGUAGCCACAGGGACCGCAAAGAUUAACUUCAAGGGCUUUGCAGUGGGUAAUGGCCUCAGUAGCUUUGCCCUGAAUGACCAGUCUCUGAUCUACUUUGGUUACUACCAUGGCCUCUUUGGAGAACAACUGUGGACAGAUCUGAACACAAACUGCUGCGAUAAGGGAACCUGUAACUUCUUCAACAACAGCAAGGAGGCCUGCAAGACACUGUUGAGCCAGGCCUUUAGUAUUGUGUAUGAUUCUGGGCUGAAUGAGUAUGCACUUUACCUGGACUGUGAGGGUGGCGUUAGGGCCAGAGCCUAUGAGAGGAGCAUGAGCCACCUCUUCAGGAACUACAGGAAGCACUGGGACACCUUCCAGCUGCUGAAGGUGCCGUCCAUCGCUGGCCAAACUCCUUCGGUGGGUGAGGUCCCUCCUUGCAUUAACAGCACAGCUCAGAUGAACUGGCUCAACCGGGGUGAUGUGAGGAAAGCCCUACACAUCCCUGAUACACUUCCGCCCUGGGACAUCUGCAGUGACGUGGUGGGGGGACAGUACACCAACAUCUACCCGACAGUGAAGGAUGUGUAUCUGAAGCUGCUGUCUCUGGGGGUGCGGGCGCUGGUCUAUAACGGAGACACUGACAUGGCCUGCAACUUCCUGGGAGACAAGUUUGUGGAGCAGCUCAACCAGAAGACAACCACCAAGUACCAGAGCUGGAUAUCUGAUGACCAGAUUGCCGGCUUCUACGAGCAGUAUGGAAACAUCACCUUCCUGACUGUGAAGGGCGCUGGUCACAUGGUGCCGCAGUGGGCUCCAGGCCCCGCCUUAGACAUGUUCCAGUCCUUCCUGUCCAACAAACCCUACUGAGCAUUCUCCUGGGGCUGCUUCCGUGUCAGUAAUGGGACUUAUUAGUUGGUCAGGAUGAUGGCCCAUUUUUCUCAGGGAGGGUUGGGUGGAAAAGGGGAUCUGUUCAAUGUUUUUGUAUUGUGAUCAAAUGACAUGUUUCUGUUGCACUCCAAGUAAGAGCUCAGUAGAUCAAAGCAAGUGCACACACUUAUCAGUGUUGGGGACUAAGCCAUUUCUUAAUUUCAGUAAAUGUAUCAUUUUACUUUUCUUGAAGCAAACUACAUAUUAAUAGCCUUACAGAAAUGUUUUGAUGUGAUCCACCUCAAUCUUCCUUUAGUGAUGCUGUGCAAUCACUCUGGUUGGCUUUAACUGAUUAGCAGCUUAUUAGUCUCAUCAGAACUGUCAUUUGCCUUUUGUGAAUUUCCUCAUGCAGUUUUUUUAAUCAGGGGUUUUCAGUUGUCACCACUUGGGGGAGCUGAAAUGCUGUGGAACUCAAAUAGCCAAAAGGCCAAUCAGCACUUUAAAAUAAUCUAACAUUCUUUGUCUUUCAAAUAAAUGGUUUUUAUGAAA
Coregonus clupeaformis (lake whitefish) is the source of this 1950-nucleotide messenger RNA. RefSeq names its product cathepsin A-like. Gene Ontology annotation, biological process: proteolysis. NCBI's taxonomy places the organism in Eukaryota, Metazoa, Chordata, Actinopteri, Salmoniformes, Salmonidae. The record is from RefSeq and is a predicted model, not a curated record. Gene Ontology annotation, molecular function: serine-type carboxypeptidase activity.